This is a messenger RNA of Polyodon spathula (Mississippi paddlefish), 8052 nucleotides long. RefSeq names its product ubiquitin carboxyl-terminal hydrolase 43-like. Gene Ontology annotation, molecular function: cysteine-type deubiquitinase activity. The record is from RefSeq and is a predicted model, not a curated record. The coding region runs from base 310 to 3891 and encodes 1193 amino acids. NCBI's taxonomy places the organism in Eukaryota, Metazoa, Chordata, Actinopteri, Acipenseriformes, Polyodontidae. Gene Ontology annotation, biological process: protein deubiquitination. The transcript has 16 exons.
GAGAGAGGUACUGCUAAGUGCUUACAUAGAACAACACACAACUCACCUUUCCAGUUUUUCCAGGUCGGGAGGCUCGCUCAGAAAGAGGAAUUAUCGGAAUGCAGUGGGCCGGGGGAGAACACCCAUGCCUAUCUGGUUCUGAUGUGCCUUGGCACCGAUACGGUGCCCGUGAACGUUCGUGUUGGUUGAAUUCACUAGGAAGAAGUCGAUUCGUUUAUUAAGGAGUAAGGAACGGUUCAUAGGGCUUGUUUCAAUUCAAACAACAAUACCACAAAUAAUAAUAAUAACAAUACACAAGUACAAAUAAAAAUGGAUAACCAGAGAGAGGAGACAAUGUCAAAGUCAAUUAAAAACAAAGUACCGAAACGCAAGGGAAAGAAUCACAAAUCCGGGAAGCUGGUAAGAAGGAAAUCUCUCAAAUCUAUGGGGAGCUUUAUGACCAGGAUCUUGAAAACUUUAAGCACUUUGGCUCACUUUGCGGACCUGAACCCGGCGGAGGCAGAGGACGAUGACGGCGGGUUUCGGGCUACCAUAGCACCUUGCACCUUAACAACCAACCCGGGACACCUGAAGGAAGAAAGCCAGGGUAAAAAGAGUGUGACGCUAUCUUCCCAGGAGUCGGUCAAAGAAAGACUGUCUUGGUGCUUCGGGGAUAAGAUCCCCGGCGUGCUGGGUUUGAAGAAUCAUGGCAACACCUGCUUUAUGAACGCAAUCGUCCAGUGCCUGAGCAACACUGAUCUGUUUGCUGAAUAUCUCGGCUUGGAACAGUACAAAGUCGACUUAAGCCACAGGCAAGUUGAUGGCAUGUUGAACAACGACGAUGCUUCACAAGUCAAGGGCGAGGUUACGAAACAAUUAGCAUCCUUAAUGAGGGCGCUUUGGACACUCAACUACACCCCGCAACUUUCCGUGGAAUUCAAGAAUACUGUCUCGAAGUACGGCUCCCAGUUCCGUGGGAACUUCCAGCACGACGCACUGGAGUUCCUGCUCUGGUUACUGGAUCAGGUCCACGAAGAUGUCAACUCCUCCCCCAGUAACACCAACACUACCAAACCCAUUGGGAAGACCCAGUCUGGAGAGGAGACUCCUGGAGGGGGGCAGCCCACCACAGAGACCCCCGGGAGUCAGAGCUUCGUGCGGGAGCACUUCCAGGCUCAGUACAGGUCAUCACUGACCUGCCCUCACUGCCUUAAACAGAGCAACACCUUUGAUCCUUUCCUGUGUAUCUCCCUGCCCAUCCCCCUGAGGCAGACCAGGCCCCUGUACAUUACCUUGGUCUUCCACACCAAAGGCCAGCGGUACCUGCGGAUCGGCCUGGCUGUGCCUCUGUUUGGCACGGUGGCUUCUCUCCGAGAGAUGGUAUCAAUGGAGGGAAAGAUCACUCCUGAGCAGGUGAUUCUGGCAGAGGUCUACUCCACCGGGUUCCAGCGCUCGUUCUUCAAUGAUGAGGAGCUAACCAGCAUCGCUGAGAGUGACAACAUCUACGCGUUCCAAGCGCCCCCUGUUGUCAGCAGGGGAGGAUCUGCCCGGGUCUCAGCAGAGAGAACAGCUCAGCACUGUAGACUACCAGGUUACCAUCACAGCCUGCCCUCGUCCCCAUAUUCCUCCGGUCCUGAAGGUCAAAGGUUACCUCCCACAGGCACUUUAUCCUCGGAGUUCCUGAACCACAGCAACUCUGGGAAGGUUCUGCUUCUCAUCUGCAACGCGGCAGGGUCUGGAGAGCAAGUGGUCAGGUUCGGCCCCCCUUUCCUCAUGAGAGAAGACAGAGCGAUCACCUGGGACCAGCUGCAGCAAUGCAUACUCAGCAAAAUGUACUAUCUGAUGAUAAGUGAGGCGCAGCCGCAGAAUGUUGGGGUUCUGUUCCGAAUCCGAGUGGUAGGAGGAUCCAUCACUUGCAGCUACCUCUCCCCCCAGGACAGCCGACCUCUCUACCACCCUGCGGUGGACAGGGCGCUGAGGUUCUGUGGGCCGGGUGGACCCCCACACGUGAAGCUGGUGAUUGAGUGGGAUCACAAGGUCAAAGAGGGUUUGUUUGGGAACAUCCAGGAGGAGGUGGUGCAGGACGCGGAGAGCGUGCGGGCCCAGCAGCAGCAGCAGCACAGCUGCACCCUGGACGAGUGCUUCCAGCUGUACACCAAAGAGGAGCAGCUUGCCCCAGACGAUGCCUGGAAGUGCCCCCACUGUAAGCAGCUGCAGCAAGGCAUGGUGAAGAUGAGCCUGUGGACCCUGCCUGACAUCCUCAUCCUGCACCUGAAGCGCUUCCGGCAGGUCGGGGAGCGGCGCAACAAGCUGUCCUCGCUGGUGCGCUUCCCCCUCGCCGGCCUUGACAUGACGCCUCACAUGGUGAAGAGGAGCCACAGCCCCUGGCCAUCGUGGAAAGCGCCUCAGCAGCAGCAUGACUUCCUGUACGACCUGUAUGCCGUGUGUAACCAUCACGGGGGCAUGCACGGCGGCCACUACACAGCUUACUGCAGGAACUCCGUGGAUGGACAGUGGUACAGCUAUGAUGACAGCAGUGUGGAGCUCAUUUCCGAGGACGAGGUGAGCACCAGAGGAGCCUACAUCCUCUUCUACCAGAAAAGGAACGUCAUUCCACCCUGGUCAGCCAGCAGCUCUGUCAGAGGCUCCACAAGCUCCUCAAUGUCAGAUCACUGGCUGAUUCGCCUGACUGAAGACAGUAUGAGGGGGAGUAUAGUCUCCAAGGCGUCCACGAACUGCGUCUCCCCGCCAGGCUCCCCCGAAUCCCCCGUCUUCCAGGACAAGCCACUCAAGGAGGAGAGAGGAGGUUUUGACACCAGACCCAUUGUUCGUGGCAUCCAGGGAAAGAGCGUCAGCAUGCGGACGCCGACCAAAACCAAGGAGAGCCUCACCAAAGCGCUGCCCCUGCGCUGGUCCUUCGGAGGCAAGGAGCGAGCCAAGCCAGUCCCAGGGGAGCUGGUGGAGUACUUGGAGUCGGGGCGCAGACCCAGGUGCACGAAAGAUUCCAUCAUUCCCCUGAUGACGGUCAGCACUGACAAGAGUGGCGUGCCGGCAGGGGAACCACAGCAGGCGUCUGUCACCCCUUCCAGGAGAGUGAGCAUGGGCUGCAUGGGGAGGACCAAUGAGGAGCCUCCAGAACCCUCAACCAAAGUGCCAGAGGGGCAACAAAGACAGCCACCCGCCAACGAGAAGACCAGCACCUUGCAGAGGAGCGGCAAGCUAAAGGAAGACAGCGUCUUGACCAUGAGAGGGUCAAAAAAGACGACCAGCAAAACAGAAUCUGUCACCAGCUUGUCUCAAGGAAGGCCUGAAGACCUCCAGCCUAACUGGGCCAGAAGGAGCUCCAGAGGGGGGUUCCAGUCCCACAGCCGGGAGAACUCCCUGAGGAGAAGCACAGGUCCGCUGGGGAAAAGCAGGGAUCAGGAGCCACUGUCACUGGAGGAAGGGAGGGGGAGGAAGAGCGAAGACGCGAAGCAGAGCGAGGGGAAGUUCUCCAUCUUUAAAAGCAGCUUCCUAAAGAAGGAAUCCAAAAAGCCCAGGGAACCCGAGACGUACCGGAGCGCUGAAAUGGUAAACGGGUCAUCAAAGUCGUCUUUGUCCAACGGGACACUGAACAGGGCAACGCAGGGCAAGGUCAACGGGGCUCCGGGCAGCAGGUACAAGGAGGAGCUGCCCAACGGCAGGGUCAGUCAGUCAGCCGUGGACAUCAAGCGCUCUCAGAGCUCAUCCAACAUACAGAGCAAGGGGGACCUGGCCUUGAGGAGAACUGCCUCUCUGCACAAGAACGGACUGGCCCCCCAGCAGCCCAGGAGCGUGCACUCUGAAAAGCAUGACUACGCCACCUUGCAGAGAACCAGGUACAGCACCACGUCGCUGGGCAGAAAGAAGUCAGUGCCUGAAUCGAGCUUCUGAACCACGAGACAUGCAAGUGUCAGUAUGAAGCAAUAUAACCUGUGCACAUGCACCUUCAUGCUUUUUAUUAGAGAGAUGCACUGUUUCUUUCCAGAGAUAUCAAGUGGACUGCACUUACUGUGCAUUAGGAACCUUUUCACCCUCUCUCAAAGAAAAGCAUGUGGGUGCUUUACCUAAGAGAGUUCAACGCUGUAGAGCACAUCUGCACUGUUGUAAUAGAUGAGAUAACAGCGAUUGAAUUUACGCUUGCUUCACUGUGUUUUGUGGGUAUUGUUACUCUUUAAAUAUCACAGAUAUGUAUCCAGGGAAAACAUGCUGUUAUUGUGGAGUAAGAUCCUGGGGCUUGAAUGAUGGAGAAGGGAUUUGGAAGUGUCGGUGGAAUGUAAAAGCAAGUGUUAUUGAGCCUCGUUCCAUUCAACAUUUUUCCUGGGGGGAAAAAAAAUUGGGGGAAAUUAUAAAUUCUUUAAAUAAACAGAGCAAAUCAGGAGCAGACGUAGCUACAUGGUUUAAUGCUGCAUAGUAUGAGAACUUAUCAUUUCCACAAAUUAGUUUCUUAUUUCCACUAAUGGAAAAGUAGAGCUUCACAGUGGAAUAGCAUGCAAUUACAAGCUUUCUUGCACAGACAUCGAAGAUUAGGAAAAGUGGCAGAGAAAAUAUGUGUAAAAGCCAAUGAGAAUUCUAUGCAGGUAUGGAAAUAAAGUAGCAAGACUCUGUCUAGCUCUAUGUUGUGUGUAGCAGGGAGCAGCUGAACCCAGAAUUAACCCCUCACCACAGGGACAGAAUGUCUGUGGCAGCUUUAACAAGAGGCCUCCAUCUUUUGAAUCCUUGCAGGGUUUACUGGCUGGUCUGAGCAGGUCAGUGGCCUCUGAAUUCAGCUGACAGCAGACAUAGGUCUUGUUGUAUUUUAUAAAUUCAAUGUAGGUAUAUAAGUAAAUAAUAUUAUUACUGACAGCUUCAAAUAGAUAAAUGUAGGGAUUGUCUGUAUAGAAAGAAAAACGAAUGGUUGGAAAUGUAAUAAAACUAAAACAAAUAACUUUGAAUGCCUUAUAAAUAAAGUAGGACAUGAAGUUUUGGCAGCUGAGCACAAGAGGAGCUGUAAUCAAGGCUUCUAAUUGAUUAUUGGUACUGACAAACUGUUAUAGUGCUGGGGGCUUAUACACAGUAUAGACUGAUUUCUACAGUGCAGUAACAUGUUUACAUUUGCAGUUCAACUGUUAAAAUGUCUUGUUUUAUAUUUGUGAAAAAGCACACAGACAUUCUCUGGAAAGUGGAUUUCUGCAAAAAUUGUGGGGAAAAAAACACACAAACACACUUUAAUAUGCACAGUUUGUUGAACAUAUUUUAAUUAAAAGCAAAAUUUCUUGCCAGCAAACAUUUCACAUUUUCAAACAUGCAUAUGUCAUAUUGUAACCCACACUGCAAUCCUUAUCAUUGUAACAUCUCUGAAACCCCUAGACUCUCCAGCUGAGUGCAAGUUGGUACAAGUGGCUAGUGAUCUAAGAAGUAGCUGACCUAAACAUCACUGCCGUUUAACUCUGCGUUAAUCCUGCUGCUGAUCUAUUGACCUGCUUCUUAACAUCACUAAAUACAAUUUUAAAAUGAGGUCCACAAACAAUCAGGUUUAAAAAUGUUAGGGUGCUAUUAAGAUCCGCCACCAUUUAGAUCAUUAAAAUAGACCUUACGGUCUGCUGUCACUAAAACAGCACAAGGCCCUUCCAGUGCAGAGACACGAGUAGAAACCAUCACUGAAUUAAGCAGCACAGCAUGUAUAUAACACCCGUUUGAUGAAUGAAAAUUUUGCAAGCAGGCACAGUUACAUGUAUUUGUUAUAUUGAAGCAUUACUCAUGCCCACUUCAUCAUUGACUUUGCCAACCUACGGGUUCCCAAGUGGCUUCAAGCAAACAAAGAGGAAUUAGAGGAUUCGGAACACAAAAGAGAUUUUUCACUCUUGUAUAUGCCAGAAACCCUGCAUGGACCGGAGUCGAUUUUCCAGACUUUUCACCUCCGUACAAGGAAAAAGUAGACUCUAAUUUGAUCCGCUGAUCCGCUACAGGUUUUAUUCUGAGCUUAGCUAAAUUGACCUGUACACUGUGGCUUAGGCUCAAAGUAAAACUUGGAAUGGAUUCAAGAGCAAUGCAAUGGGAGUUUUAUUUAUACCACAGUGUACCAGAGCCUCUGCAAAAAAUAUACCACGCUGGGUAGUUUUUCAUCAUUGGGCCCAAUCCACAAAACUAUAGGAACUGUUCGGAAUGGUUUUAUAAACAUUCUCUUAUAACGUUUCUGAAAGUUUCAUGAACUGCAAACUGCAAAAAAAGAUUUAAUAAAUCAAAUUUCCUCAAAACAGUAUUUUUAUGACUAGAUCCCAAUAUUUCUUUAUUUAAUUUCUGUAUGGCUCUGAAUCUGCUUCUUCAGUGCUGUCCAUGCAGGUUUCUCUACAGUGACAUCCAGCAAUGUAACCUGAAGAAACCCUAGCCAGUAAUAAGUGUGGGUAUUCUGAAGGCUGGCUGACUACCUCAGAUCCUAGUCCUGAUUUUAUUAAAUAAGAUUGUUAAAGGUUAUAUAUGGAAAAUGUAAACCCUGCCUAUUGUCAAUUCUGUUUUGGUGGAAACGUUCGGAGAUUGAAAUGCUCCUUUUCACUAAAAUAUAUUGCGAGACGGGAGAAUAUAUAUGGUUAACUUUCAUUCUGCAUACAUUCUCAUUAAAGGGGUUCCUGUCAAAUGAAAAAGUAAGCACAAACUAUCGUAUAUAAUUGGUAUUGCUUGGGUGGGCGUUGUCGUGAAAGAUUCUCCCAUUGAAAACAACAAACAAAAUGUUUCCAGACGCAUACCAGCAAUGAGCUGAUGUCAUGUUUUUCUGGCAUGCGAGCGUGUUCCGUGGUGUUACGCUGUAUUACUGUAGUAAGGAUGACAAGGAUGAAUUCGGUGUGUUUAAGGAAUUAACAUGCCUUUGCUUCCUUUACGUUGUUGUCUUUUCCAUUUCCAGACUGUUUCUGAUUGUACAGAGUCGCUGAAGAAGCCAGUGCCUCUUGUCAUGAGCACAGACAGCAGCAGUAAUAAAGAAGGAGUCUGGAUACAUUUUUCAUAUGUAGAAUGUUAAACUAAUGAUGGCCGUGCAUAGCCACCACACUGCAGAUAGCACCCUUCCCACUUUAUUUAUCCCCUCAUCUUGAAAUCAUUCACCCUGUGUAGCCCAGUUUUAAUUUUAUAUAAAACAUGUAGAUCUGCAUAAUAAUUAUAGUAGCAAUAUCUUUAUAUAGCACCUUUCAUAGUGGACCACCAUCAUAAAGCGCUUUACAGAGUUAGGAUGUGAACUGUGAAUUAUAUGCACUUACAAUAGGACAUUGAUUUAACUUCUCAUCCGCAGGAUAGAGCACAAGGAGGUGAAAUGACUUGCUCAGGGUCACACAGUGAGUCAGUCAGUGGCAGAGAUGGGAUGUGACCUUCUGGAUACAAGUCCCAGACUUUAACCACUGGACUACACUGUCUCCAGUGCAAACAGACUGUCUAGCCAUGGAGUGGCUUUUGUAAAUAAGUAUGAUUGUAAGGUGAAAAGCCUAAAACCGCAUGUCUUACACUCACAACGCAUCCAUGAAAUACUCCCAUUCAUUUCUGUUAAAUGAUUUAGAACAGACUUGGAACACAGACCAGCAGUGGAAGGGCCAAUUUUGGACAGCCCUAAAUUGUAGAAAAUAAAAGUGCUCUCAGUCCUCCCUGUCUCUGCUUCACAUACCUGUUUGUAUGUGGCGAGUACCAAUCACCAAUUCUUUACCAAAACGAGCACCUGUAGAACGAAGAAGUGAAUGAAGGAGUUACAGUGUGAAUAUGUGAGAUAAAGAUGUUUUUAUAUGCAGCCUUUUUUUUGUAAUGUUAAAAAAAAGGUUACCUACUCUGUAAAUAUUUUAAGAUACAUGUGAAAUUAUGAAAUGGUGAAUUAAUCCUGAUUGAGUUCUGUGCUUCCGGCUUAUGUGUACGGCCCAAACUCGAUCGGAGAACUUGACCAAGGUCCUUCUUUUGUGAGCUGUAACGGUUUGCCAUGGAAGUGUCCUAGCACAGGUAUGAAAUUUUAUUGACAGCAAAGGUUUGUACUUGCCUACGGUGUCUGUUUUACAUAAUAUACGGUUUUAUUUUUAAUACUGCAAUUAAACACGUUAUUUAUCACAA